Molecule: messenger RNA, 5007 nt
Organism: Penicillium verrucosum
Lineage: Eukaryota; Fungi; Ascomycota; Eurotiomycetes; Eurotiales; Aspergillaceae
Product: bifunctional ATP-dependent DNA helicase/ssDNA endodeoxyribonuclease DNA2
Exons: 5
Coding region: 1-5007 (1668 amino acids)
Biological process (GO): replication fork reversal
Cellular component (GO): cytoplasm
Molecular function (GO): 5'-flap endonuclease activity; single-stranded DNA helicase activity
Source: RefSeq, a predicted model, not a curated record
AUGGCAACGAACAAUGCAUACCCCAUAUCCUCAAACUCACGAACAAAAUUGAACGCUUUUCGCUUCCAAGAAGGCGAAGUAGUUCCCGAAGGCCCCAACUCGAAAGACGAGACGAAAUCGGUUAAUGGGAGCAAAGAACUCGAAGACUCGGGCCCCAACGGUGUGGCAGAGCUGAUGCAGGCCUCUUCUGACAGAGGAUGCCAUCCGCCGCACGAAGCUCAAGCGUCGGAGCCUCAGGUACAAGCAUCAAAGCCUAUCAAAGAAUGCCCUCAGACUCCAGGAAACAGGAUACCCCUGGCAGAUUUGAUCAGCAAUGCUGAGGAUUCGUUUGAUCCCGCGCCGGGCCCGGAGGUGACGCCAGUCGAGCAUGUCAUCUGGCAGCAUGUGCCUGCCAGCUCAAACCCAGACACCUCAUCCCAGACGCCAGCAGGUCGUCGCAGGAAGCGCCGGCACAGUUCUUCACCUGCUGGCUCUCCCUCGAAUGGGAAUAAGAAAAAGAUGCAAAAAGAACCCCUUGAUCUUCAUUCAAUACAAGCCCUCUUCAAGACACCUCAGCAUGAUAUGGCUGCUGAAUUGUGGAAUAACUACAUGGAUAAAAACAUGAUCGAUGGCCCGGAUGAUCUUCCACCGCCACGGUUCGCAAAUCUUCUUUCCUCGUCGCCCCAGACACCGGGCUCAGGCAGAACAAGUCGAGACUCGUCAGGGCUGAGACGUGCGAUUAGCUGCACUACCGAUUUCCCCACCUCUCGAACAAAACGACGACGAGUCAAUAGACUAGAUGUUGGUCCCAGUCGCGGCAUUCAACGAACUAGCAGCAAUGUUGAAUCUGGAAGACCCAAGUCAUCAAGGAUCAAUUAUCUUAUGGAAAAGAUCGAGAAAAGUAUACAUAUGGCCCCUGCCGAUGUGGGUCCUCCAGGGUCGUCGCCCCUGCGCCAACAUAUGGAUGCGCGAAGGUGUCGAUCGUCUUCACCCACGAAGGACCGUAGGCUUCACGAGGCCGACGAAGAAACCGCAGAGUCCCCAUCUGCUGCACUGCUUGAGAAAGUAAGACCUGGAACGCUGCCUGUUCUUGAAGAGUCAUCCUCCGAGUUCGGAGAUGAUGAUCUUGAUCAAGGUCUGAUGGACCUGGCCGAUCCCUCAGAGGAUCCCUUCAUUGGGCCGGCACAUGCAUCUAAUGAGUUUGCUUCUCUGGGAUCUUCUGACUGGGCUGCCCUUGACGCAGAAAAGUCUCGUUCAUCGCAGCCCAAAAAGAAUUCGAUGUUCGACAGCAAACCUUCCAUACCCAUACCCCAUAACACUACGACUAACGAAACAAAACGCGAUGAAUUCGAUGACUUUGAAGAUGAAUAUGACGAUCUGCCUGACAACUUGCAGGAAAUACUUGCAAAAUGCGACACAAAUCCCGUGUCCGUCAAUUCAUUAAAGCCAACAAUCACUGGACUAUCCUUGCAAAAAUCAGAUGCUGCGAAUGUCCCGGUGAAUGGUAGUAUGCAUAGCAAACCCCCAACCGCCACACCUGUCAAACCUGAGAUGGUAUCAUCGGAUGAUGAGUUUGAUGAUGAUUUUGAUUUGGAGGCCAUCGAGCAAACUAUGAAGCAAGCAGGUGAAGGAGGGCCUUAUAACCUAAAAGGUCGACAAGCUAUCAAACGUUACCAGAUCGUUGACAUCACGAAGAGCACAUAUGUUACUCCGAAAGGGCGUACUCAGCCAGAGCAGGUCUUGCUAGUUGAAGACGAGAAAACCCGAGAACGCAAGGUUAUUGUUCUACGAGAGUCAUGGUUUGACACUCCCUGCAGCAAGGACUCGUAUAUCCAUCUGGUCGGGGACUUCAACGCAGCCGGCCAAUGCGUUGUGGAUAAUUUGAACCACAUGAUCAUCCUUCACCCCGACCAUCUCAUUUCUGCUACAGUCGUAGCAGACUCGAUAGACUGCCAGCGACGAGCUGUCCUUCAAGACCGAGUUAAAGUCAUUGCCGCACUUGAGCGACCGCAAGCCUUCGGAGUGUUUUUCCACGAAGUUUUUCAAGAAGCGCUCAAGGCGAACCAAUGGGACAUGGAGUCACUGAAGACAUUGGUCGAAACCGUCAUGGGCAGACACGUUGAAGAGCUGUACUCUAUCCAAAUGAGUAUCCCUGAAGCUGUUGAGUAUCUCAUGAGCAGGAUGCCUGCUGUUCUCGACUGGGCAGAUGCCUUUUUGCAUGUCAAACCACAUGCCAAGUCUAUGGUUGAAGAUCGCAACAGCUCUAAAAUGAACUUGAGUAUUAACAAACUGCUUGAGGUCGAGGAGCACAUCUGGUCGCCAAUGUAUGGCCUUAAAGGUAACAUCGAUGCGACGGUACAAGUUACUUGUCGUGAAGAUAAAAUGGAGAAGAACCUGGUGGUUCCGCUGGAGCUUAAGACUGGGCGAAGGGAUACAAACCAGUCACACAGGGCUCAAACAGCUCUCUACACUCUACUCCUGUCGGACCGCUAUGAUCUCGAUGUUACAUUUGGGCUUCUCUACUACCUCGAGUUAACAAAAACACUCAGUAUCCGUGGGAUUCGACACGAGCUGCUCCAGAUGAUCCAGGUGCGCAAUCACCUUGCUGGCUAUAUUCGCGAAAGGCAGCAGCUUCCACCAAUGUUGAAGAAAGCUCGUCAAUGUAUUCGAUGCUAUGCAAAGACCCCUUGCCUUAUCUAUCACAAACUCUCCGAGGAUGGCAAUGGCGAAACCAGCGCACUUGGUGAGGACUUCGAUGCAGCUGUCGGCCAUCUGGACAACGGUGAUCGGGACUUCUUCCGUAAAUGGGAUGAACUUCUGACUAAAGAAGAGGGUAAUCUUGUGAAGUUCCGGCGAGAGCUUUGGACAUUGGUGAGCAGUGAGCGAGAAGCCCUGGGCCGAUGCUUCGGGGAUGUCGUUAUCGAUCCUCAUUCGGUGUAUGAGGAGAACACUGGGACCAAGAUAAACCGCUACCAGUAUACGUUCGUCAAAAGACAAGCGCCUCCUGGUUUCUCCUUUGCUGAGUCUCAAAUAUCUGUCGGUGAACCGAUUGUAAUUUCGGAUGAAAAGGGCCAUUUUGCUCUCGCCAAUGGAUACGUGGUGCAUACUAGUUCCUCACACAUCAAGGUUGGCGUGGACCGUAAACUUCACAAUGCACGAUCAAAGACGGCUGGUUUCGAUGCAGUCACAAAUCAGUCUUUCAGGGGAAUCAUGGAGGUUGGAAAAGGAGAGCCUGCUGCUCUCGAAAACCCAGGUGAACAGCUCGUUUACCGGAUCGACAAAGACGAGUUUAGCAACGGCAUGGCCAUUGUUCGAAACAACCUCAUCUGUAUGAUGGAUAAAGACUUGUUCCAAGCGAGACAGCUUCGACGGCUUAUUGUUGAGGGUCAAGCUCCCGCCUUCAAGACGACAUCAUCUUCAUACACAAUCUCCGAUCCUGACAACCUCAACGUGGAUCAAAGACAAGCCAUUGAUAAAGUGAUGAGUGCCAAAGAUUAUGCCCUUGUCCUCGGAAUGCCUGGGACUGGAAAAACCACAACCAUUGCCCAUAUUAUUAGAGCCCUUGUCGCACAAGGCAAGAGUGUUCUUCUUACAUCUUACACCCACACUGCAGUGGACAACAUUCUGCUGAAGAUUCGAGACGACAGCAUUCGUGUGUUGCGUAUAGGUGCAACCGCCAAAAUCCAUCCAGAUGUUCAGGAAUUUGCGGAUCUUGCUGCAAUCCCGAAAUCAACAAUUGAAGAACUCAAGGAUUCAUACGAGAAGCCGCAGGUUGUUGCCACUACAUGCCUCGGAGUCAACCAUAACAUUUUUAAUCAGCGCAUCUUUGACUAUUGUAUUGUCGACGAGGCGUCACAAAUCACUCUCCCGGUCUGUCUCGGCCCGAUUCGUAUGGCAAGGACAUUCAUCCUGGUCGGUGAUCACUAUCAAUUGCCGCCGCUUGUGCAGAAUAAAGCGGCCCAGGAAGGAGGGCUUGAUAUCAGUCUCUUCAAACUACUCUCGGACGCACAACCAGAUUCGGUUGUCAACCUAGAACACCAGUACCGCAUGUGUGAGGAAAUCAUGUUACUUUCCAAUACUCUGAUCUAUUCGGGCCGUCUCAAAUGUGGCACACCGCAGGUAGCGGCCCGAUCUUUGGAUAUACCCAACAUCAACGCCCUCGAGAAAUUCCAUGUCGAGGACUUGAGCCAUGCCCCGUCACAGUCACGACGAGAAAUCUGCCCGGGUACCCCCAGUACCCCCUGCUGGCUCCGAGACUUACUGACACCAUCUGCAAAAACACGCCUGGUCAACACCGAUCCCAUCGGCCCUGCAGCCCUCGAGAUAGCACAGGGAAAUCGAGUCGUAAAUCACAUGGAGGUCUUCCUCUGCUCGCAACUUGUGGAGUCAUUCAUUGCCUCUGGUAUCCCCGCGCGCAACAUUGGUGUGAUCACUUUCUACCGCAGUCAACUCUCGCUCCUUCGCCAGAGCCUGCGACGCUACACCCCGGAUCUAGAAAUGCACACUACAGACAAGUUCCAAGGUCGCGACAAAGAGGUUAUUAUCCUGAGCUGCGUACGCAGUAACGCCGAAAAUAACGUCGGCGAGCUCUUACGCGACUGGCGCCGUGUCAACGUCGCCUUCACCCGUGCCCAAACCAAGCUCCUAGUUGUCGGCAGCAGAUCCACUCUCCGUGAUGGUAACGAGCUCCUUUGCAAAUAUGUUCGUCUGAUGGAAAGCAAAGGCUGGGUUUAUAACUUGCCCAGCGGAGCCAUGGACAAGCAUUUUUUCCCUUCUUGUACCACCCAGUCGCAGCUCAUGUCUCCGGGAGCGGUCUUGACUCCUGGCUCUGCUAAGGGCAAAGGUAAGAGCAAGAAUAAAUCACCUUCUUCUCGUUCUACCCGUGAACCACUGAGCCCACUGGGUUCCCGACAGCCACCGUCCGGCCUUCGAAGGCCUUCAAAGACGGGUGCAAAGCUGUUCAACGGUACCAAUGUGGUUGGGAAUCGGCCCAUCCUGCGAGAUAUAGUGAAUGAUGUGACGGGCUAG